UACGCCCCCCUUAGCUUCAAGUCACGCCCCUUUCAUCUGAUUGGCUGUUCGCUCUAAACAUAGUCAUGUGACGAGCUCUCCAACAAGCACAACCCGGAAGUACACAGAAACGGGUCCAGGAUGUCAUCAGCCCUCCUGUGUUUCCUUCUGGCUGCUCCAGUGCUGCUGGUCACUGGCACCCCAGUUCAUGAGUCCGCCAAUGGGACCAUACCACUGGUGCUGUGGCAUGGCAUGGGUGACAGCUGCUGUAACCCGCUCAGCAUGGGGUUCAUAAAGAAGAUGAUCCAGGAGGAGAUCCAUGGCAUCUACGUGCUCUCUCUGAUGAUUGGAGGGAACGUUAUUGAGGACACAGAAAAUGGGUUUUUCAUGGACGUGAAUGAGCAGGUGUCCAUGGUGUGCAGCCAGCUGGCCCAGAACCCAGAGUUGAAGGGAGGAUAUAAUGCUAUGGGAUUCUCCCAGGGGGCUCAGUUUCUACGAGCUGUGGCUCAGCGCUGUCCCUCUCCACCAAUGAAAAAGCUCAUCUCUGUUGGUGGCCAGCAUCAAGGGGUGUACGGGCUGCCAAGGUGUCCCGGAGAGAGCUCCAACAUCUGCGACAUGAUCCGCAAAGCUCUGAACAAUGGAGCAUACACCGACCUGGUUCAGAAACAUCUGGUUCAGGCGCAGUACUGGCACGACCCUCUGAAUGAUGACCUGUAUAAGAAGCACAGCCUGUUCCUGGCUGACGUCAACCAGGAGAGGGCUGUGAAUGAGACGUACAAGAAGAACCUUCAGCAGCUGGAGAAGUUCGUCCUCGUCAAGUUCCUGCAGGACACUGUGGUGGAUCCUGUUGAUACUGAGUGGUUCGGCUUCCUGAAGACCGGUCAGGCCAAAGAGACGGAAACUCUGCAGGAGAGCGUUCUCUACACAGAGGACCGUCUAGGUCUGGCCGCGAUGGACAAAGCAGGAAAGCUGGUCUUCUUGGCGUCUGAAGGAGACCACCUGCAGUUCACCCGAGAGUGGUUCAUCGCAAACCUGCUGCCUUAUCUUCGCUAAAACACGCCACUUAAAUCAUAUAUGAGACUUUAACUGGAACUGUUAUUUUUGCUAUGGAAGAAGCUACUAACUAGCUUCAUAAGCGGAGCAGGUAUGCACUAUGAAAGCACAUAACCCAUUCCUUUCGCACUGAUCACCUGUCGCACGCUGAUACUUGUAUAAUGUUAAUUGUAGCACGUCUACUGCUGUCUCAAUCACUCUCCUUUGCAAACUCUUCAGAUGAGGUCAGAUUAUCAGAAGGUUGCAUUUUUCUGACUGUAUCUGCACAUGUUUUUAACAUUCAUCCAAUAAAGACAAACCAAAACAAA
This is a messenger RNA of Notolabrus celidotus (New Zealand spotty), 1340 nucleotides long. RefSeq names its product palmitoyl-protein thioesterase 1 (ceroid-lipofuscinosis, neuronal 1, infantile) (gene ppt1). Gene Ontology annotation, cellular component: lysosome. The transcript has 10 exons. The coding region runs from base 121 to 1032 and encodes 303 amino acids. Gene Ontology annotation, biological process: protein depalmitoylation; receptor-mediated endocytosis. The record is from RefSeq and is a predicted model, not a curated record. Lineage: Eukaryota; Metazoa; Chordata; Actinopteri; Labriformes; Labridae. Gene Ontology annotation, molecular function: palmitoyl-(protein) hydrolase activity.